AUGGCCGGAGCGGAAGGGUCGCCGACGGCGCGGGCUGGGGCGGAGAUGGACAUUGAAUUCUCGGUCGGGAGCUGGGGCCCUAGCUUCGAGUUCGCGUUCGACGCGGAGAACUUCUCUGACAAGUUGCUGCGGAUAGAGGUCGUCGCCAGCGGCAACGUCGCCGGAGCUCGCGACCCCGUGGAGGAAGUUUUACAAGUAAAGACGAUGUAUAUCAACUCAGCGAUUCUUGCUGCAAGAAGUCCUUUCUUUCUCAAGCUUUUCUCAAAUGGCAUGAAAGAAUCUGAUCAGACACAUCCAACGCUUAGGAUUGCUGAUUCAGAUGAAAAUGCCCUUAUGGAGCUUUUAAGCUUUAUAUACAGUGGAAAGCUAACAACAACUGAGCCCACCUUUCUACUUGACAUCUUGAUGGCUGCGGACAAAUUUCAAGUCAUAUCCUGCAUGAGGCAUUGCUAUCAGUUGCUCACAAGUUUGCCUUUGACAACAGAAUCUGCACUGCUGUACCUAGAUCACCCAUGCUCUAUGUCAAUGGCAGCUGAAGUUCAGCUCUUGAAAGGCGCCGCCAAGGAAUUCCUCGUUAACAAAUACAAGGAUUACAAUAAGUUCCAACACGAAGUGAUGAACUUUUCUCUGGCUGGGAUCGAAGCCAUACUCUCUAGUACUGACCUGUAUGUGCAAUCUGAAGAUUUCUUAUACUACCUCUUGGUCAAGUGGGCCCGUGUGCGGUACCCGGAAUUGGAGGAAAGGCGUAAGAUCUUGAGUUCCCAUUUACUUCCACUGGUUCGCUUCAGUCAUAUGACCUACAAGGCAUUUCAGAGUAUCCUAACUUGUACUGAUAAUGACAUAGACCAUGAGCAUGUAACUAAGCUCAUCACUGGGGUACUUCUGUGCAAAGCCUAUCCUGCACACAAGCCAGGUGCUCUUGCAGCGUGUGCAACCUCUUGUUUGCCAGUUGCAGAGCGAGCUUACAAGUAUAGACAUAUGAAAGUGGUUGCGUUUGAUAAACCCUGCCCACAGGUUAUAGCUUACAUGGAUCUGAAGCGUGAGGAAUGCUCUCUAUUAAAACCGAUAUUCUCGUACCCAUUCCAUGUUGCAGGUCAGGGUUUUAUUCUUAUGGCAAGAUGUAACAAGGAUGAGCAGAGUGACUUGUUCAGAUUUGGCCUCUUCUUAUGUAUUGAUCCGGUGCUGAAGGGCUCAAGGGCUGUGACAGUAGAAUAUGAGUUUGCAGCAAGGACAAGACCACGGCAGUUUGUGAGCAAGUUCAAUGCUAGUGAGACCUUCACUGAUGGAGUGUUAGUUGGAUGCGACAAUAUCUUUUUGGUUCCAUGGUCGACGUUCAUGGCCGAUGAUGACCUCUUCAUCCAUGGGGUGCUUCAUCUCAGAGUUGAUUUGACGGUGGUGGAGCAGACAGAACUGCAAGCUUGA
Messenger RNA from Lolium rigidum, 1422 nucleotides. RefSeq names its product BTB/POZ domain-containing protein POB1-like. Gene Ontology annotation, cellular component: nucleus. Gene Ontology annotation, molecular function: protein binding. Bases 1 to 1422 code for a protein of 473 amino acids. The transcript has 5 exons. Lineage: Eukaryota; Viridiplantae; Streptophyta; Magnoliopsida; Poales; Poaceae. Gene Ontology annotation, biological process: response to red light. The record is from RefSeq and is a predicted model, not a curated record.